CGAGUCAGGUGCUUGGAAUUGGAGAGAGCGGGAGGCGCAGGUGGCGGAGUAGGCAAGUGUCGUGGCGUAAAUCAGUCGCCAAAAGAUACCGGGUGUCCCAGUUGCGGUGCCACGAACCAGACGUCGGAGCCGUUUGGCCGUGACUGAGUGGCAGAUCUUGAGCCCCAGUUUCACCGGUCCAAUGUCUGCCGAGCGCGACGUUGUGCAGGUCCCCGAUGACUUGGCGUUCGCCUCGUUCCGGGAGCAGUGUGAAUCGAUACAAGGAUGGCAACAGAAGUACAGCAAACCCGGUGUUGAAGUGUGGGUACAGGCCGCGUCCGAAGGAAAAGGCGUACACCGAAUCAAGUGUAGAACGGAACUUAAAGAUGUAUCUGCAGAGACGGUGUAUGAUGUACUACAUGAUAAUGAGUACCGUUACAAGUGGGAUAAGCAGGUCAUUAAGACUUUUGACAUUGCACGACUCACAGUGAAUGCAGAUAUUGGGUAUUAUUCAUGGAAAUGUCCAAGCCCCCUUAAAGAUAGAGAUGUGAUUACUUUAAGGUCAUGGCUUGUCAUAGACAAAAAUUAUAUGAUCAUCAACUACUCUGUGAAACAUCCUGAUUAUCCUCCUCAGAAAGAUCUUGUCAGAGCUGUGUCCAUUCUAACAGGUUAUCUAGUCCAGUCUACGGGUUCCAAAAGUUGUAAUCUUACAUAUAUGGCUGAAGCAGAUCCCAGAGGGUCUCUACCAAAGUGGGUCAUCAACAAAGCUUCACAGUAUCUGGCUCCCAAAGUUCUUAAGCGACUGCACAAAGUGUGUCUCAAGUACCCGGAAUGGAAAGGGAAGAACAGACCAGACUUCAAACCAUGGCUCUACCCAGAACAGAAUAGCCUUCCAACCAUGAGUCUUGAUGUACUCUCAAUCCAGCAUGCAGAUUCACUGGAAAAUAUAGAUGAAAGUGCCUUAUCUGAAGGGAAUGGUAGUGAUGAUGAAGUCUUAAAAGGCUGAAACCACAUUGCAUUAUUCCUUCAUAAUACUGUAAGCCCUUGGAGUUUGCAGGAGGGAAUGUUCAUAAUUGGCCCUUAGAAUUUGGGUGGCAAAUUCUUAACAAUGGGUUAAUUUUGUGAUUUGGGAGGUAGAUAUUAUUGAAUCAAGGUUACUUAUACAAAGCAUCUGACAUUCAUACAAUAAAUUAGAUCUUUGCACUUGCUGUAGUUAAAUUUGUGAUUGAGCAAUUGAAAAUAAUCAGUCACAAUAGAUUUCCAGUACAUCUGAAUAGGCCUCACAGUUAGAAAUACCUGAAUUAGUGAUGAAGAUGACAUGAAAAUUUAUCCUUCAAUGAAAAUGAAGAAUCUUUGAACUGCAGGCAUGGUGGGUCUCUGGUUGGGUGGCAUGGGAGGAGGGGCAGGUGUAACAAUAUUUAUGAAGAGCAUGUGAUGUUUCUUUUUCUGCUUUGAUCUUAAUUUUUUUUUGAAAAUAGUUAUUUUAAUAUACAGCAUCCUCCUUCCAAGCAAUGGUUCUGAUCACGAUGUGAUAAAUUUGUGAUGCAGAAAUGAGAAUUACAUCCAGCAAAGUCUCUUUUCUGCUGAAUCACUGGUGAUAAUGAUGCACUGUAUUUUGAACUGCUUUCCAAUGAAAGGGGUGAGAAAGUAAUCCCAGAACUUGAGUUUUCAAAAUUAUCUUAGUUUCGUAAAUGUGACGAUACCUUUGUACAAGGUUUAGAAACUUGUGUUCUGAUGUUGAAGGUGUUGGUUGGGUGUUGCAGGUCUGCAUCUUCUUAGUGAAGCAAGUCUUCUAAGGUAUUGGGCACAAUGGUUCACUACUUCAGUUACUUCCUACCUUCUAGAAUUUAAACUUUACCACUUGAUUCCCAUUUUAAAUACUGGCUGCACUAUUUCUUAAAAAUGCUACAAACAGGCAAUUUUGUAAAUGAAGGGAGAUUGAAAUUGGCAGUGGGAAUUGGGGCUGAAAUUGAAAGUUCCCAUUUAAGUAUGAGGUAUGGAAAUAGAACUGAGCUUAAGUAUGAGAUUAAGGGAUACCAGCUGACGAGGUAAGUAGGAACUUCCUUAUCUUUUCAUGUUAUUGUCUUUGACAGAGUUACGCUUGUUUAAUUGGGGUUUGGUAGAUUUUGUACAUUACACAUGGUGAGACUUUGUGUGGGGAGCAAAUGUUUUAAAAAAGGGAGGAGGAAUUUUGAGUUUGUAAAGGGGUAGAUGGACCAAAAUACUUAACAUAGUUUCAUUAGUAAAUAUUGCUUGGACUUCUGGGGGGGGGGGGGGGGAGUGAAAAAUUAUGCUGACAAUGUUCAUUUUCAUUUUUUAACAAAUUGAAAAGUUGCCAUGAAUUAGUAUCCUCCACGCACUAUCGGAGAGCAGGGCUCUGUCAACACGACCUCUGACACAUGGCAUGGAAUUGAAUGUGGGACUGAUAUGUUAAUACGGCCUGCAGCAUUCUUGUCUGAUCUUCAGAAUUACAAUUUAAAAGCAUCUUUAAAUUCAGAAGACUAUUAAGCCAAUGUGCUUGUAUUUAAUUAACUACUGAUUUGUGAAAUAGACUUUUUAACAGCAGCAAACUUAAAAAUUAUACUUAUAAAGCAUAAUCAAGAAAAUAAGGCAGAAUCUUCGUUUUCUUCCUAUAAUCUCAAAGAAAUUUUCGGCAUUUAAUCAUGAAGAAUGUAAAUAUCCAGGUGCCCUUUGAGUACUGGUGUUAGGUAUAUAGUUGGUGAAGGAAAAAAUGGAAGUGCUAUUUUGAGAUCAAAAUCAUAGAAUUACAGUUGGAAUAUUUUUAAUAUUUUGUUAUGUGAGCUUGUAUUUUUGUAACAAUUCUGGAUUCUCAAUCUGAGUAAAUGUAUGCAAAGUUAAGCUUUCCACUAAUAACAGAUAACAAUAUUUAAUUAACCUUUUUAAUGUUUUCUACUACUUAUUGGGAAUUUGUCUUUUCUAUUUAAUUGGAAUGAUUAUAGAGAGGCCCCCUUCACAGAAAUGAUUUCCCUGCUCAAUUCAGUAACACUUAAAUGUUAGGGGAUACUUAAGAUGAGCCACCGCAUUUGAGGCACUGCACAUCAAGUAUCAACGUGCUACUGCUUUUUAGCAUUUGUUUCAUCUGAGGUCUCUACAUGUUAGAAGAAAGGCUUUAAAAUAUUCUAUUUUUUGUGUAAAGAUGCUGAUGUUUUUGUAAUGAAGUUCAUUAAAUUUAACACCUUGCUAAGGUUGGCAUUUUAAAAUAGUGCUGUCGAUCAGGUGAAUCAUGAUUUUGUUCUACUGUUGUCAGCUAUAUGACUGAUUUGUAUAUGAAGCAUAAACCAACAUAAUUUAAAGGUUUACGAAAGGCCUUGUGAUAUUUACCUGAAAUUGAUAACACCAAGUAAUUGGUGUUGUUUCACCCACUCUGGAAGUAAAACAGCUAGAAUAUUUUUUUAAUGGUGCUAGUAGGUUUUUAAUCAUUAUAAACAACCUUAAAAUGACAUUUGACCAUUGGGCAUUGUUGAAAUCUUAGUAAUAUUAAUUUGUUAUCAUUAAGUUCUUUCACUUUGUUUUAACAUUGCUGAUAAUUUUCCUUUGGGUUUUCAAGUCAAUGUUAAAUGUAUUGCUAGGGGAAGAAGAUGGAAGGCUGGGCUUGUUUUGUUGCAUUGAGUCUUUCAUCAACUGUUAGAAAGCUUUAAAAUUCUCUUCUGUACUUUAGAUUCACUAAUGCACUUUUCCUCCAACUUGUGUCACAAAAACAAAAUGCUGCAUGACUUCAGCAGUGUUCCAUUGCAACAGAUUUGGAGUUUUCUCCUAAAGCAUUUUACAGAAAGAGUUAAAUAGUCCAUUCAGUGCAACUGCGGACCAUCUCGUUAACUUCUAAUGGACUAUUUUGUAAAACUGAAGUUUUUCUUUGAGGAGGUAGAAUCUGCAACCUUCCAAUUAGUAGGAUUCAAAUGUUGAUUCUGUAUUUCAUUUGAAACAUUUUUAAAUCUGUAAUAUUCUCUGUUCCGGCUACUACAAUAAGAGAAUCUGUCACAUACAUGUAUUUUAUUUCUGCUUUAAUACCUCGCUUAAAAUAUAUUGUGCCAAAAAAUAUUGCGAAAUUGUAUUGUCUACUGUUCCAUUGUUUGUGUGUUUUUGUGCUGCCAUCUAAGUCAACCUUGUUGUAUUUAGGAUAUAAGAUGGACAAUUAGAAAUGGUAACACCACCAACAUGUAACAGUGAAACUGGACUCUCCACCUUCUUCCUCAAGAAAGGGCUAUUGGAAGAGAAAAUAUCAAAUAUUUUCCAUUUAAACAACUUUGGGUAAAUUUAGGGAACAAUUUUCAUACACUAUAACCCUUUUCUAUCAGCAAUGGGAUGGUGUGGAAUUGUUCAGUUCAUAUAUUGAUAAAUUCCCUUGCACUAGUAUUUAUCUUCCUAUGUAUUAAUGAUUUUAAGGUAUACCAUUUCUUACCAACCCACCUUGCAAGAGAAAUCUCAUAAGAUGAAGAACCUAAGCAAAGCAGAAUUGUGCAUUUUGCUGCUAGCUUCACAGCAUUAAUGAAGAAUAUUACUGGUAAAUAUGUUUUGUAUGAAUGUUGUAGAUGCUCAUGUUUAUUUGGAUAUUGAACUGUAAGGGUAAAGUUUAUUUUAGUUCAACCAUGAUUAUCAUUAUUUUGCCAAACUAUAUUUUGUGUGAAGGUUAUCUUUUAACAUCAGAAACCUGAAUAUGAGCAAAAGGACCCUCAUAAUUAGAUUUUUAAGUCAUUAAUUUCAAGUGGUGUAAGCUUGCCAAAGUGAUUUUUGCACAUUAUACUUUGUCAUACAAGCUAUUACCUGGGUUACAUUAAUAAAUGUAUGUUUAAAAUA
Mobula hypostoma (lesser devil ray) is the source of this 4794-nucleotide messenger RNA. RefSeq names its product START domain-containing protein 10-like. Gene Ontology annotation, cellular component: membrane; microvillus; cytosol. The record is from RefSeq and is a predicted model, not a curated record. The coding region runs from base 182 to 985 and encodes 267 amino acids. The transcript has 6 exons. NCBI's taxonomy places the organism in Eukaryota, Metazoa, Chordata, Chondrichthyes, Myliobatiformes, Myliobatidae. Gene Ontology annotation, molecular function: lipid binding.